This is a messenger RNA of Aphidius gifuensis, 4732 nucleotides long. RefSeq names its product dipeptidyl peptidase 9. The coding region runs from base 1042 to 3687 and encodes 881 amino acids. The record is from RefSeq and is a predicted model, not a curated record. Gene Ontology annotation, biological process: proteolysis. The transcript is spliced from 7 exons. Gene Ontology annotation, molecular function: serine-type peptidase activity; dipeptidyl-peptidase activity. Lineage: Eukaryota; Metazoa; Arthropoda; Insecta; Hymenoptera; Braconidae.
AAAAAAUAUUUAUACAUAUAAAUUAUAUAUACAAAAAUUUUUAUCGGUAUAAAGUGGCAAAAAGGGGCCCCAGAAAGUAGAAACAAGAGAGACACCCACUGUUAUUCGGUACGGUCUAUUUUUAACGUUACAUUUAACAAGGUAACGCUGCAUUUUUUUAAUUUUUUGUUGUGCAAGAUAAUAGACUGCCAAUCCAAACGUUUGUGGCUCCAAAUUGAUAAAAUAAUAAUAAUAAUAAAAUUAAUAAUAAAUGCAGAUAUAAAAAGCAGUUUAUAUAUGUGAAGUUAUAUUUUAUAUUACAACAAAUUAAUCAAUUUGUUUGAAGAUUGCCGGAUAAACAAAUAACUAAUACUAAUAUAAUAAAAAUAAAUAAAUAUGAGUUGUCAUGCUCCGUUGUUGUGACAGUUCGGAGUUGGACUAGAGGAUUACACAUUACUACAUCUUCUAUGUCAGUCUAUUUUAUUUCAUCGUGGAAUUUUAAAUAAAUUAAAAGAAAAAAAAAAAAAACGCUGACGCCCAAUGCUUAUGCACAAAGUUUAAAUAUUUUCAUCAUCAAAAAAAAUUUUUUUUUUUGAACUAAAGAGAAAAAAGAAAAAAAAAACAAAAAACAAAAAAGGUGAACGGGAUGACUCAUGAUAUUUUUAUGUUUAUAUUAUUUAAAGAAAAAUUAUUUUUCAUUUAACAAAGUGAAAGUACACGUUUUAACCUCAAAAUAAAAAAAAAUUGAGUGAAAUAAAUUGUUUAUUAAAUUUAUUAUUAUUUAAAUAAUAAUAAUAUUUUAAUGUCAAUGCAUAAGGGAUUUAAAUUUGGAGUCAGAUACUUUGGAAAUCAGUCAAAAAAGUGGUGAUUCAAAGAGUGUAGCAUAAAUAAUUGUUUUUUUUUUUUUUUCAUUCUUUUUUGGAUUAAAAAUUAAUUUAUUGUUUGGAUUUUUUUGUUGUUUAAGAAAAAGAAAUAUUUAUUGUUUUAUUUAGAUUAAAAAAAAAAAAAUAAAAUAUUGUCAUUGUAGUUGGAAUAUUGUGAAUGAAUCUAAGAUAAAAAAAAAUGGGUGAUUUAAUAGAAUUUUUUUUCGAAAAUUUCAGGAAGUCUGUGACUUCCCAGGUGAAUCAUAACUUUCCAGUUGAUACAGAAAAUUUUUUAACUAAAAAAAUUGAUAUAUUGGAUAGAGUUAUGGAUACCAAUAAAGAUGAUGGUGAUAUAUCUAUACUAGGAAAUCCAGUACAAAAUAAAAAAAAAUCAUGGUCUGAAUUACGUGGUGUUGUUUGUGAAUUUCGUAGAAGAUUAUCUGGUGUUUCUGAUGGAUCUGUUCCAGAUGCAAUAACAUUUAGAUCAAUGCCAGAUGGAAGAACAAGAAUUUAUUUUUUGGGAACUCCAAGUAAUGGUUGGGAAACAACAUUACUUUAUGUUGACAUUGGCAUAUCAGAUACAUCAAAUUCAUGUAAAUUAAAUUGGCAGCCAGUUAUUGAAGCAAAUUUUCAAAGUGUUUCUAGUGCCAAUAGAUUAUCAAGAGAAGAACAACUUUUAUGGGAAAGAAAAAGACUGACAACUUGGGGAAUAACCAGUUAUGAAAUCCACUUAGAAAGUGGUAAACUAGUUUUUCCAGCUGCAAGUAGUCUUUAUCAAUGUCUUGAUACUGGAUUCACGCCUGGACCACUUUUUCCAUCGGAAUUACGUAUUUCAACACCUGGAGCAAAAUUAUGUCCUCAAAUAUGUCCUUGGGAUGGUGCACUUGUUGCUUAUACGUGUUCUGGUGAUUUAUAUGUGUCACAUUUAAUAACAGGAUCAUCAGUGAGAUUAACAUAUUCAAGAAAAGGUGGUAAAAGUCUCAGUGAAGAUCCUCUUACUGCUGGUACUCCUUCAUAUGUCAUGCAAGAAGAAUUUACAAGAUAUAUUGGCUACUGGUGGCAGCCAAAAUCAACAGAUGGAAUUUAUAGAAUUGUCUAUGAAGAAGUUGAUGAGAGUGAUGUUAAAAUUUUUUGUUUUCCAUCAUCGAGUCUUAAUUCUGGUGAAGUUGAUGAAUUUAGAUUUCCACGUGCUGGUGCAUCAAAUGCUAAGAGUAAUUUAAAAAUGGUACAAUUUCGUUUUUCUGAUGCACUUCAAAUAGUUGAUAUUGAAAUAUUAGAAUUACAAUAUCCUUUACAUACAAUGUUUCCUUGGAUGGAAUAUUUAGUACGUGUUGGAUGGACACCAGAUGCUCAAUAUGUUUGGGUACAACUUUUAGAUAGAAAACAACAAAGAAUUGAAUUGGUACUAAUAUCAGUUGAUAAUUUUUGUGAACCACCACCAAAUAUAUAUAAUUCAGAUAAUAAUUAUACACCAUCAGCAUCAAGUGUACAAGUAAUUUAUUCUGAACAAAGUACAGUAUGGAUAAAUGUUAAUGAUUUAUUAUAUUUUUUACCAUCUGAUGAUUCAAAAAAAAUUAAAUUUUUAUGGGGAAGUGAAGAAACAAAAUAUAUGCAUUUAUAUUUAAUAACAUCAAGUAUAGCAGGUUUAAAUAAUGACAUUGAAGAACCACUUGAUAGAAUGGAUAGUAUUUAUUUACAACCACGUGUUAUAUCAAAAAUAGCAAUAACAACUGGUGAAUGGCAAGUACUUGGUAGAAAAUUAUGGGUUGAUGAAAUUAAUCAAAUUGUUUAUUUUACUGGUUUACGUGAGGGACCACUUGAACAACAUGCAUAUGCUGUAUCAUUAAAAAGACCACUUGAAAUAAGAUUAUUAACAAGACCAGGACACAGUUAUAAUAGUUUAUAUUUUAAUAAAUUAUGCAACAUAAUGGUUGCUGUAUACAGUUCAAUAAAUACAUUACCAACAUGUCAAGUAUUUAAAAUAUCACAAACAGAUUGGACUGUUGAUAGUAUUAUAUUGUCAUCAGUUGGUUAUCUUUUAGAACCAGCAAUAUCUGAUACUGAACAUUUAGCACCAUCAAUUUAUGCACAUAAAAUAUCAUCUGGUGAUACAAUAUAUUCAAUGGUAUUUAAACCUCAUAAUUUUCGACCUGGUAUUAAAUAUCCAACAAUAUUACAAGUAUAUGGUGGUCCAGAAGUACAAUUAGUAUCAAAUACAUUUAAAGGAAUGCGACAUUUAAGAAUGCAUAUGUUAGCAUCACAAGGCUAUUGUGUUGUACUUAUUGAUUCACGUGGAUCACAUUAUCGUGGUCUUGUAUUUGAAAGUCAUAUUAAAAGAAGAAUGGGAACAGUUGAGCUAAGUGAUCAAGUUGAAGUAUUAAAAUUACUAGCUGAUAAACUUGGAUAUAUUGAUUUAAAUCGUGUUGCAUUACAUGGCUGGUCAUAUGGUGGUUAUUUAAGUCUUAUGGGCCUUAUUCAAUAUCCUGAAAUAUUUAAGCUUGCUAUUGCUGGAGCUCCAGUAACAUGUUGGAAUUUAUAUGACACUGGAUAUACUGAAAGAUAUAUGGAUUUACCACAAAAUAAUUACAAUGGAUAUGUCAAUAGUUCUGUAUUGACAUAUGUUAAUAAAUUUCCAGAUGAAGAAAAUCGUUUAUUAAUAAUACAUGGUCAAAUGGAUGAAAAUGUACAUUUUUUUCAUACAAGUGAACUUAUUAAUGCACUUGUUAAAACUGGUAAACCUUAUCAUCUUCAAGUUUAUCCAACUGAACGACACAGUCUUAGAAGUUUAGGUGCAACAAGACACUAUGAAACUACACUUUUGUCUUUUUUGCAAAAUCAUCUUUAAAAAACAACUUGGUAAAGUCAUUCAUCAAGUAAAUUUUUCUUUUUUAAAAAAAUUGAAAGAAUAAAUCAUCAUUAUAUUAUUACUAUAUAGAAAUAAUAGUAAUGUCAAAUAACUGCCAAUCAAAUUUUUACAUGUAAAUAACUCAAUAUUAUGAUUUUUUUUUUUUUUUUUCAAUACCGCUUUAUAAAUUUUUAAUGUUGAUGAUGAUUUGCUUUUUUAUUUGAAAAAUAAAAAUAAUAAGUAUCAAUAUACUAUGAUAGUGAUAUUAAAAAUUUUGAAUAAUAAAUAUUGAAAUAAUCAAAUCAAGUAAUCAUUGAAAAUGAUUUUAUACAGUAUUACGAUACUGAAAUAUAAUUACAAUGAAAAAAAAAAAAAAAAUUAUAUAUAUUUAAAUUGUAUCGAGACAUUUUUUUUUUUUGUUGCCAUAAUAAUUGUUGAUAGUUUAUUCUUCAAUUGAGAAUAAUCAGACUAAAUAAUCAAUUAAUUAUUCAAUUUUUUUUGUAUGACUCAAUAAUAUAAAAUUGGGUUUUGCCUUUAUAUUUGUUUAUAAUGAUUCUAUAAACUAAUAGAUAAUAAGUUUUGUGUUUACGUUAUUUAACGACAAGUCAAUUUUAAUCAAAUCAUAAUAAUGAAGAAAGAAAUAAUUAAUCAGAUUUUAAUAAGCUUUAUAUAUUAUUUUAUGCAUAAUUUCUAUGAGUGACUAUUAAAAUCAACAAUAAUCACUAUACUUUUAAUCGUUUAUCUUUUUUAAAUUUUUGAUUACAUCAUCAUGUACUUAUAUGACCUUUUAUAUAAUUUUUAAAUAUAUUUUUAUGUUUUUUUUUUUUUUUUAUUUUUAACUUGGUCAUGUAUAUAUAUUUUUCAAGGACCAUAAUGAUUUUUGAGAUAUUAAUAUAAAACAGAAAUGAAAAAAAAAAAAAAAGAUAAAGAGAAAGAUAAUUAGUUACGAGUAUUAAAGUGAUAAAGUAUUUUUUAAUUGGCAUUCAUUGUAAAAAAAAAAUCAAUCGUUCAUUUGUUUUUAAUAAAAAAAAAAAUUAUUAAUUCA